Messenger RNA from Cavenderia fasciculata, 3939 nucleotides. RefSeq lists its product as uncharacterized. Bases 1 to 3939 code for a protein of 1312 amino acids. Gene Ontology annotation, molecular function: 1-phosphatidylinositol 4-kinase activity. Gene Ontology annotation, cellular component: membrane; cytoplasm. The record is from RefSeq and is a predicted model, not a curated record. Gene Ontology annotation, biological process: phosphatidylinositol-mediated signaling; phosphatidylinositol phosphate biosynthetic process. The transcript is spliced from 4 exons. Lineage: Eukaryota; Evosea; Eumycetozoa; Acytosteliales; Cavenderiaceae.
AUGGAUAAUAAUAAUAGUAAAAUAAUUUCGAUACCGCCAUCGACGUCAUCAUCGUCAACAUCAUCGUCUUCAUAUUCAAAACAAAUGUCUAUUACACCACCUGACAAUCAUCAUCAUCACCAUCAUCAUGAUGGAUCUUCUUACAUAUCAAAAGCAUCGCGGGAAAAGCAGUUUGUUCAUACUGCCAACAAGAUAAUGUCUGAUGCAUCUCUCAAUGACGACACUGUUAUCAUCCACCAACAAGACUCUGCUGGAAGCAAGACAAAGACCAACAACAACAACAAAACAAAGAAAACGCCAGAAAAAGUAAAGGUUAAAGAUAAGACCAAAGACAAGGAAAAGGAUAAAGAAAAGGAUAAAAAGAACAAAACAACAACAACACCAACAAAGAGUAAUCCAAAAGCAUUGGUUAGAUUUCACAAGAAUGGUACUAUAAACAAUAGUGAUGAAUCAUCACCAUCAUCGCAUCAUGGUGAAUCAAUCAAUUUAACGUCGUCAUCAAAGAGUAUUAUAAAAAUAGAAAGAGAUGAAGGUAACCAAAGUGGAGACGAGUUGUCAAUCGAUAGUUGCAACAGCAGUAAUACUAGCAGUGGAUGCAAUAGUGAUACGAGCGACAAUGAAAGAGAAAAAGAGAAAAAGAAAGAUUCUGCAUUGGAUUCGAUUGUCUCGGCCGUUGGAGAAAACGUUCAACAGAUUCAACAACACUUGGCCAACAAUCUCAACCACAUUACCAACAAUGAAUUGACUAAAAAGAUUGGAGAGAAGCUUCGAAAAAAGAAACGUGAAAAUAUGAUGGAUCAACGUCCACCAAACGAAUCAUUCUCUAUUGAUAUUGGUAUGAUGUGGUUACUCAAGAGUAUUGAAAGAACUGCCAUUCAAGAACAUGUCUGUGAAAGAAUAGUUCAAUUACCUCAUACAGAUUUUCAAUUGUUUUUACCUCAAAUAGUUCAUGUUUGUAUAGUAUAUUCACCAGAACCAAUUAUUUCAAUGUUACUACAAAAAUGUAAAGAUUCACUCGUAGUAGCAGUUCAAACUUUCUUUUUACUUGAAUCUACUGCAAGUGAUAAGAAUCCAAAUACAUUCCAACAAGCAAAGUCAUUAUGGAAAAGAUGUGAAUUAGCAUCAAUUGGAUUAAUAGAUAUUGCAAAGUUGUAUAAAACUAAUCAAAAAAAGUUAGAGUUUUCAAUAUCUGACAAAUCAAUUAUGAUUGAUGAACAAUAUAUGGAUAAAGUAUUACAAGAACAAUCUCUAGAACAACAAAAUCAAAUCAUUGAAAAUCAUCAUUAUCAACAACAAUUACAACAACAACAACAACAACUAAAUAAUAAUAAUAAUAAUAAUCAUUUUACCAUGAAUCAAUAUAAUGGUAGUAAUGAUAAUAAAUUCCUAGGGGCUACUAUAAUAGUUGAGGAACAAGUCGAAAAAUUAUCAUUAUUAUCAAAUGUAAAUAUUAAUACACCACCCAUCACCAAUUUAACAUUAUCAAAUGAUAAUGAAAACCAACAGAAUCAACAACAAUCAACAACAUCAACAUCAACAUCAACAUCAACAUCAACAUCAACAUCAACAUCAACAUCAACAUCAACAUCAACAUCAACAACAACAACAAAACAACCAAGACAAAUCAACAAUAAUACUACAUUUUUCCCAUUGGACAACUCUCCAACUAUGAAUGGUAAAACAUUAGAUACAAAACUUUCCUAUUCAACGACAACCAUGGGGCCACCAUCUGCCUCUUUAUUGUCAGCAGCAUCCUCUUCAUCUUCUACGACAACUUCUGAUCCAAGUUCAUUCAAUAGUAUUGGAAAAUUAAGAAAAUCAAAUAGUAAUAUUGAUAAUGGACGAUGGUCAAAUGGAUUGAGAUUGGCAUCUACAUCGAAUAAUCCAUAUCUCUAUUGCUACGACAUGCUAGAGGUAAAAAACAACGACCAAAAGAUAUUCACAUACAACACUUUUUAUUCAGAGAUUCACUUUAUAAAUAUCCUCUCCAAGAUUGGUACCUUUUUGCUUUCGAUUCCACCAACCAAUGGAAGAGACUUGCAAAAGCAGCAACGAAAUGUGACGCUCAGGAUGAUGCUCAAACAGCUCAACGACCAGCUCUUUACGCGAUCCAACAUUAUCCUCCCCGUCUAUCCAUCGUUUCACGUAUUGUCGAUUGUUCAUGACGAAGCGAUUUGUCUAAACUCUAGAGAGCGUGUUCCAUUCAUGUUGUAUCUCGAGGUACGUGUGAUUGACCAAGACAAUACAAUGUACUCGCUCAAUUGCGACGUUGAUCCCGACGAGUCAUCUGAAAGAUUACACGUGAUUGGUGACAAUGAAGAGAUGGGAGACAGCUGGACAAUGCUAGACGACGACACUAGUCUGUCGGAAAAGAGUCAUCCCAUCAACCAAGUGUUUGGCGAAAAGUGGAAGGAAAAGGAGAAUCGUGUCUACAAGACCACCCCGUUUAGAGAGGUGGCUGGAUGGCGUCUCAUCUCGUUUAUCGUCAAGAGCGGGGACGACCUACGUCAGGAACAACUUGCCAUGCAACUCAUCAACCAGUUUCACCGUGUGUUUCGCAAGACCAACCUACCUAUCUGGUUGCGUCCGUACCUUGUGAUUGCCACGGGACAGGAUUCCGGUCUCAUCGAGACUAUACCCGACUCGUCAUCCAUCGACACACUCAAAAAGAAAUGCUCCAAUUUCACGACACUCACCGACUACUUUGUACGUGCGUAUGGUGACAAAAAGGCCAAGCGCUAUACACGCGCCCAAACCAACUUUAUCGAGUCGUUGGCGGGAUACUCGCUGAUAUGUUACUUUUUGCAAAUCAAGGAUCGCCACAAUGGCAACAUUCUCCUUGACCGCAUGGGCCACGUCAUCCACAUUGACUAUGGCUUUUUGCUCACCACUUCACCGGGCUCUAUCAAUUUUGAGUCGGCACCCUUUAAAUUGGUCGACGAGUACCUCGAGCUCAUGGACGGCAAGAAUAGCGAGCGGUUCCUCUAUUUCAAGACGUUGCUGCUCGCCGGCUUCCUCCAGGUCAGAAAACACCAUCAAGAGUUUAUGAUGAUGAUCGAACUCAUGUAUCCCCAUACAUCACUUAAAUGUAUUUGUAAAGAGGGAACAUUGCAAGCGUUUAAAGAUCGUUUCAGACUCGACCUAAAGACCGACCAGGAAUGUAGUGUCUUUAUUGAUCAGUUGGUAUCUCAAAGUAUGGGUAAUUGGACUACCUCAUCUUAUGAUACUUACCAAUAUUAUACAAAUGAUAUCUUUUUUGAAGAAGAUCUAGCUAAUCAAAAUUCUACCUCAUUCAGUACUUGGGUUUCUAGUCAUCCAGACAAGUGUAAUGACAUUCCUAGGUCUUUUUACCAAAAUUCAUUAUUAAGUUUACAACGUUCAAGGUUGUCCAAAGAAGAAUUUGAUCAAGAACUUGGUCGAGAGCUCAUCAAACAGGUCAAAAACCAUCAAAAAGGUAUCCAAAUGAAUCAAUUAUUGGCUAAAGUUUGUGUAUUGAUCAAAGAUUAUCGUAGUAACAUUACUUUGGGAGAGUCUGCAAAAAUAUUACAAUCUAAUCUUAAAUUGUUGACUCAAGCCAAACAGAUCUACUUUACACUUGUAGGUGGUUUGAGACUUUACUUCCACGGGCAACCACAACCACAACGAAAACGAAAGAUACAACAACAAUCACUACCGCAACAACAAGAGGAAUCCCAUCAAGCUCUCUUGGAGCAUAUGGAGGUGCCAACAACAACUUUUCCAUCACUGAGCCAAAUGGUAAACAAUAUUGUAGAUCCGAGACAAAUCGAAAUAGUAGCAGUUAAAGUUGAGCAACCAACUACACCACAAUCUGAUGACUGUAUUCAAACAACAGCCACCACUACCCACACAAUAGUGGCUCCAGAUGUGGAGGAGGGAAUUCAUAUUCCUCUUUGGAUAAUAAUUCCAAACAAGAAUUGA